UAUGUAUGAAGUAAUUUCUGGAUUACCUCCAUAUCAUGAUGUAAGCCAUGAUAUAAAUUUAUCAAUAAAAAUUUGUCAAGGACUUAGACCAAGGUUUAAUAUUAAAGUACCCCAAUUGAUUGUACAUUUAAUUAAAAGAUGCUUAGAUGCAAAUCCAUUGAAUCGACCAACAGCAAAUGAAAUUAAAGAAAUUUUAGAUAAAUGGAGGCAUGAGGUAUUUUUGAGUGAAACAGAAUUACAAAAACAAAUUGAAGAAGCAAGAGAAAUCAAUCAUAGUUUACCGACUAGCAGCAUACCUUCAACUAAUUUAGGAUUAACAUAUGAAACACAUUCUGAAGCUGUUUAUACAAGUAGAUUACUUAAUUUUAAUAAUCUUCCCGAACCAAAAAAUUCUGAUGAUUAUUACGAUGAACGAAAUGAUAAUAUAAUUAGUGAAAAAUUUUCAGAAUCUCUACAAAUUGAUAUUUCACAAUUGAAAAUUAGUG
Rhizophagus irregularis DAOM 181602=DAOM 197198 is the source of this 485-nucleotide messenger RNA. NCBI's taxonomy places the organism in Eukaryota, Fungi, Glomeromycota, Glomeromycetes, Glomerales, Glomeraceae. The record is from RefSeq and is a predicted model, not a curated record.